AUGGCGACUCCCCCGGCACCGUUUGGUGGAAGCGUUGCUGCUGUCAGCACGGCCCAGCACGUCAUGACAACGGAGAAGACCUCAAGCGCCACGAGCGAAAGCAAAGUGGAAUUUAUCUCACCAGCUGAAUCGGAGGAAAUUAGACAUGAAGAAAUUGCCAAGCUUGCCAAAACUUUCUCGCAACUCUCGCGGCAGCAAAGCUCAAGCUUUUCGUCCGAUGAUGCGGUCAAUACGUUUCUCGAUCCGUCUAAGAACUCGGAACUUGACCCCAGUUCCCCCGACUUCAAUUCCCGCAAAUGGGUUCGAAAUACCCUGCAGAUGACCCGCGACCCUGAGCGCUUCCCGCGUCGCACAGCAGGUGUAUCCUUCCAAAAUCUCAAUGUCUUUGGGUAUGGUACGGCGGCAGAUUAUCAGUUGAAUUUUGGCAACAUCUGGCUCAAGAUGGCCGACGCGGCCAAGCAUACCUUGGGACUAGGAGAAAAAGUGCGCAUUGAUAUUUUACGUGACUUUGAGGGAAUUGUCGAGCAUGGUGAGAUGUUGGUCGCCUUGGGUCGGCCGGGCAGUGGAUGCUCCACGUUUCUCAAGACCAUUGCUGGUGAAACCCAUGGUCUAUUCCUGGGUGAAGGGGUGGAUGUGCAAUAUGAAGGUAUCUCGUGGGAUCAGAUGCACGGUCAAUUCCGUGGAGAGGUUAUCUAUCAAGCCGAGACCGAGAUACAUUUCCCACAGCUGACUGCCGGGGAAACUUUACUUUUUGCGGCUCAAGCACGUACACCGGUUAAUCGUCUUCCUGGGGUGACACGAGAUCAGUAUGCCUUGCAUAUGCGAGACGUCACUAUGGCCAUGCUUGGACUCUCUCACACCGUCAACACCAAGGUUGGAAAUGACUUUAUUCGCGGCGUCUCGGGGGGUGAGCGAAAGCGCGUCAGUAUUGCUGAGACAACCCUAUGCGGUAGUCCCCUGCAGUGCUGGGAUAACAGCACACGUGGGCUGGAUAGUUCCACCGCGUUGGAGUUUGUGAAGAAUCUUCGUUUGUCCACGGAUUACAGUGGUACCACGGCCGUCGUCGCAAUCUACCAAGCCAGCCAGUCCAUUUAUGACCUCUUUGACAAGGCCAUUGUUCUCUAUGAAGGACGUCAGAUCUACUUCGGAAAGGCAAAGGAUGCGCGUCGCUUUUUUGUGGACAUGGGAUUUGAGUGCCCUGAUAGACAGACAACUGCUGAUUUCCUUACCUCCCUUACUAGCCCAUCGGAGCGUGUGGCUCGUCCUGGCUACGAAGAUCAGGUCCCUCGCACACCCGAUGAAUUUGCAGCUCGCUGGAAGGCGAGCCCCGAGCGAAAGCAGCUUCUUCAGGAAAUUGCCAAUAAGAAUGCUCAGUACCCAGUUGGCGGUCGCCAGGUAGAGGAAUUCAGUCACUCUCGUGCAGUCGAGAAAUCGAAACGCGUACGUGUUACCUCGCCGUAUACCCUUUCAUACCCUGAGCAGGUCAAGCUCUGUCUUUGGCGUGGUUUCCUACGCCUGAAAGGAGACAUGAGCAUGACAUUGGCAUCGGUGAUCGGUAAUGCGGUGAUGGGAACUAUCGUUUCCACGGUCUUCGUAAACUUGGCAGAUGACACAGGGAGCUUCUUUCAACGUGGAGCACUCUUGUUUUUCGCCAUCCUGUUGAACGCCUUCGCUAGCUCUUUGGAGAUCCUGACUUUGUGGCAACAACGGCCAAUUGUGGAGAAACACUAUAAAUAUGCCCUUUAUCACCCUUCCGCUGAAGCGAUCAGUUCUUACAUCGUUGAACUUCCAUCAAAGGUAUUAAUUGCGAUAUUUUUCAACAUCAUUAUCUACUUCGUACCUCAUCUGCGUCGGACAGCAGGACAUUUUUUUAUUUUCUUCCUGUUUUCAUUCACUACCACACUGGUAAUGUCGAACAUCUUCAGAUGGAUUGGAGCCGUUUCUCGAGCCAUGGCUCAAGCUAUGGUUCCAUCUUCAAUUUUCAUGAUGAUUCUCGUCAUAUACACUGGCUUUGCUAUUCCAACCCGUGAUAUGCAUCCUUGGUUCAGGUGGCUCAACUGGCUUAAUCCCAUCGCUUACGCAUUCGAAUCGCUUAUGGUAAAUGAGUUCAGUGGUCGAGAUUUUCCUUGCUCUUCGUAUGUUCCUCAAGGGCCGGGGUACGAGAAUGCCCCACUCAGCUCAACAAUUUGUGACGAUAAAGGCGCCGUCGCGGGCCAGAACUUUGUCAAUGGAGACGCAUACAUUAACACUACCUAUGAAUACUACAAAGAGCACCUGUGGCGCAACUUUGGUAUUUUGAUUGGGUUUUAUGUGUUUUUCUUGAUCUUGUAUAUUGUCACUAGCGAGUUUAUUCGAGCCAAGCCAUCCAAGGGUGAGAUCUUGGUUUUCCCUCGUGGCAAGAUCCCUAUAUAUGCGAAGAAGGUCCAUGGCAAUGAUCCGGAGACCGGAAUAACAGAGAAGGCCCACAUCGGCGAUGGAGUUCAGGGUCAGAGCACGGCCAACCUUGCGAGACAAACGUCCAUCUUCCACUGGGAGAACGUUUGUUACGACAUUAAGAUCAAGGGUGAAACUCGUCGUAUUCUAGACGGCGUGGAUGGCUGGGUGAAACCUGGUACUUUGACUGCUCUAAUGGGUGUGACAGGUGCCGGUAAAACUUCUUUGCUUGAUGUGCUCGCUGACCGAGUGACGAUGGGAGUAAUCACCGGCGACAUGCUCGUGGAUGGCAGACAGCGGGAUCAUUCAUUCCAGCGUAAAACAGGCUAUGUUCAACAACAGGAUCUACACCUCGAAACGAGUACUGUUCGCGAAGCGCUCACUUUCAGUGCACUUCUUCGUCAGCCUCAUAGUACGCCGUAUGAAGAGAAGAUCAAUUAUGUUGAGGAAGUCAUCAAGAUGCUCGAUAUGGAAGAAUACGCAGAAGCAAUUGUCGGUAUCUUGGGAGAGGGAUUGAAUGUGGAACAACGCAAACGCUUAACCAUUGGUGUCGAGAUUGCAGCCAAGCCAGACCUGCUGUUGUUUUUCGAUGAGCCAACUUCGGGCCUCGAUAGUCAAACUGCCUGGUCCAUCUGUUCCUUGAUGCGGAAGCUUGCCAACCAUGGUCAAGCUGUUCUUUGCACAAUUCAUCAACCCUCUGCAAUUCUCAUGCAAGAGUUCGACCGACUUCUGUUCCUUGCAAAGGGUGGUCGCACAGUGUACUUUGGCGAUCUAGGGUCCAACAUGCAGACUCUGAUCAAGUACUUUGAGAAUAAGGGCUCGAUCAGUUGUCCUUCAGACGCGAACCCUGCUGAAUGGAUGCUUGAGGUCAUCGGUGCUGCCCCUGGCUCUCACGCGGAUCGAGACUGGGCAAUGGAAUGGACCAACAGUGCCGAACGAGUUACAGUCCGUGGGGAGCUUGCCAAGAUGAAGGAGGAACUUUCCCAGAAACCGGUACCCCAUGCAACCGCUGGAUAUGGAGAGUUUGCAACCCCAAUUUGGUAUCAGUUCCUCAUCUGUAUCCGUCGCAUGUACCAACAGUACUUCCGAAGCCCUGGAUAUCUUUAUUCCAAGACUGCCAUGUGUAUCUUGCCGCCUCUCUUCAUCGGCUUCAGUUUCUGGCGUGAGCCCAAUACUCAACAAGGGAUGCAGAAUCAGCUUUUUGCCAUUUUCAUGCUUCUCAUUAUCUUCCCCAACCUGGUUCAACAGAUGAUGCCCAGUUUUUGCACGCAGCGCUCGUUGUACGAAGUGCGCGAACGCCCCUCCAAAGCCUAUUCCUGGAAAGCGUUCAUGCUCGCCAGCAUCUUCACUGAGCUACCAUGGAACAUCAUCAUGGCCGUUCCUGUGUUUUUCUCGUGGUAUUAUCCGAUCGGACUUUACCGAAAUGCACCAGCAGGCACGGAGGUGGCCCGAGGUGGAACCAUGUUCUUGAUCAUCCUUGUCUUCCUCAUGUUCACCUCGACUUUCAGCUCAAUGGUUAUCGCGGGCAUUGAACAGCCCGAGACUGGUAGCAAUAUCGCGCAGUUGCUUUUCUCUCUCUGUCUGGUUUUCAAUGGUGUCCUCGCGAGUCCCACCCAGUUACCCCGAUUCUGGAUCUUCAUGUACCGCGUCUCGCCCUUCACGUACCUGGUCUCCGCGGUCCUAUCUACCGGCCUGUCCGGACAUAGUGCCGAAUGCUCAGAAAUUGAGCUAUUAACGGUAUCCCCGCCUACAGGACAAAAUUGUUCUGCUUACCUGGAUCAAUAUGCGACGACCUACCAUGCGACCUUACUUAACGGUGACGCGACAGAAAACUGCCAGCUGUGUUCGAUCUCCACCACGGAUGAAUUCCUGGCUGCUCUAAACAUCUACUUUGAUGACCACUGGCGGAACAUCGGCCUGAUCUUUGUGUACAUUUUUUUCAAUGUUUUCAUGGCUGUCUUCCUCUAUUGGUUGGUUCGGGUACCAAAGAAUUGGUCUCGCAAGGUGAAGGCGAAGCAAGCGUGA
Molecule: messenger RNA, 4458 nt
Organism: Penicillium verhagenii
Lineage: Eukaryota; Fungi; Ascomycota; Eurotiomycetes; Eurotiales; Aspergillaceae
Product: pleiotropic drug resistance family ABC transporter
Exons: 5
Coding region: 1-4458 (1485 amino acids)
Biological process (GO): transmembrane transport
Cellular component (GO): membrane
Molecular function (GO): ATP binding; ABC-type transporter activity; ATP hydrolysis activity
Source: RefSeq, a predicted model, not a curated record